UGCCGAUCCAGAUUUGCUCAAAAUGAUCUCCAGAACACCAGAAAUGACUGCUACCCCUGAAAUCGCUAUCGUUGGCGGCGGCAUCGUCGGCCUCGUCCUGGCCGCCGGCCUGACGCGAAGAGGCGUGAAGGUGCAGCUUUUUGAGCAAGCACGCAACUUUCGCGAAAUUGGAGCCGGAAUCGGGUUCACCAGAAAUACAGUGGGGUGUAUGGAGAAAAUCAACCCGGGUGUCGUGAGAGCGUUACGCUCUGGAGGAGCAGUCAAUGUUUCGUUGGACCAGCAGGACCCUAAGUCGUAUUUGAGGUGGAUCGAUGGCUAUGGUCAACAGCAGGAAAAUGACCCGAUGUACCAGAAGCCGCUCUUGAAGCUCGAUGCGGGAGUCAAAGGAUGGGAGACGGUCCGCCGGGACCAAUUCUUAGAUGAUCUCGUAAAGGUCAUCCCCGAAGGAGUGGUUCAUUUGCAGAAGAGAUUGGAUACUAUUGAGGACAACGAAGACGCAGACAAGGUAGUUCUUAACUUCACUGAUGGUACUAGAGCCGAAGCGGAUGCUGUUAUCGCGUGUGAUGGCAUCAAAUCCAGGACGCGACAGCUCCUGCUCGGUGCUGACAAUCCCGCCUCGCACCCGCAGUAUACGCACAAGGUCGCAUACCGAGCAUUGAUUCCCAUGGACAAGGUCCGCGAGGCGAUCGGCGACUACAAGACUUUCCGACAGCACAUGCAUGUCGGACCAAAUGCCCAUUUAAUCCACUACCCGGUCAACACCAACACCAUAGGAGCGACUGUUGUCAUUUCUGAUCCCAAUGACUGGCCCCAAGACAAGCCCACCACGGCUCGAGCCUCACGCAAGGAUGUUUUAGAAGCACUAGCCCACUGGAGUACUCCCGUUCGCAACCUCGUCGAUCUGUUCCCCGAAGAGUUGGACCAGUGGGCGCUCUUCGACCUGUUCGAGUACCCGGUUCCCAAGUACAACAAGGGGCGAAUCUGUCUGGCGGGCGAUGCUGCACAUGCAUCUAGCCCCCACCACGGUGCCGGGGCCUCCUUCGGUAUCGAAGAUGCACUUUGUCUGUCCACGUUGAUGUCCGAACUGAUCAUGGAUCUCCGUGAUAGUCGUACAUCCAAGGCCAACGCCUUGCGAAUUGCGUUCGAGACGUACGACCAGAUCCGGCGGACGAGAACCCAGUGGCUUGUCAAUAGCAGUCGGCGUGUUUGCGACUUGUUUCAACAGCCAGAGUGGGCUAACCCGGCUAAGCGGGUGAAGACUGAGUCUUGCUUUGAGGAGGUCAAGGACCGCUCAUAUAAGAUUUGGCACUUUAACUCUGCAGCUAUGGUUGACGAGACUAUCCAGAACUACAGGGAAAGGAUGCAGUUGGUGACGAAUAGCGCAAAGGGCGCAAAUGGGUUGAAUGGUGCGAACAAUGUUAAUGGUAUUCGGUUGUAG
This is a messenger RNA of Aspergillus alliaceus, 1438 nucleotides long. Its product is annotated as FAD-dependent oxidoreductase. Bases 23 to 1438 code for a protein of 471 amino acids. Gene Ontology annotation, molecular function: FAD binding. Gene Ontology annotation, biological process: secondary metabolite biosynthetic process. The transcript is spliced from 2 exons. NCBI's taxonomy places the organism in Eukaryota, Fungi, Ascomycota, Eurotiomycetes, Eurotiales, Aspergillaceae. The record is from RefSeq and is a predicted model, not a curated record.